AUGCCGCCCGUCGACGCCAAAGCACCGUCCCAAACACCCGCCGAACCCAUCCUCUUCUCGUUCGCCGACUCGGAUGAGCUGUCGCGCAAUCUGGCGGAUUUUGUGAUCAAGGCACAGAACGAUGCGAUCUCGCGUAGGAACAAGUUCACGCUCGCCACUUCGGGUGGUUCGCUACCCAAGAUGCUCGCCAAGUACCUUAUCAACCGCGACGAUAACGCUUUGCGGUGGGACAAGUGGGAGAUCUUCUUCUGUGACGAACGCCUGGUUCCGUUGGAUCAUGAGGACAGCAACUACUAUCUGUGCCACCAGGAAUUCUUUUCGAAAGUUCCCGAACUCAAGCGAAGCCAAAUCCACACUAUCGAUGAAGCCCUGCUCGAUGAUCCGGAGGAGUUGUCGGAUGCGUACGAAAAGCAGCUGGUGCAGGCAUUUGCGGGAAAGGAGGCGGUUCGAAACCCAGUGUUCGACCUAAUCCUGUUGGGUAUGGGCCCGGAUGGCCACACCUGUUCGUUGUUCCCCGGUCACGAACUGUUGACAGAACAGGACAGGUGGGUGGCACCCAUCGAGGAUAGCCCCAAACCCCCGGCCAAGAGGAUUACGUUCACCUAUCCCGUCCUCAACCACGCUCACAGGUUGGCAUUCGUCCUCGCGGGCGAGGGCAAGCAGGAGAUGCUCAGCAAGGUGCUCGAUCAGCCUGAGUUGGGCCUCCCAGCUUCCAGAGUCCGUCCUUCGCCCCCUGGUGACAUCUACUUUUUUACCGACAACGCCGCCAGCAAGACCACAAAGUAUGCCAGGUCCGACUUUAAGCUCUGA
Messenger RNA from Mycosarcoma maydis (corn smut), 810 nucleotides. RefSeq names its product putative protein with a possible role in tRNA export. The record is from RefSeq and is a predicted model, not a curated record. The transcript has a single exon. Gene Ontology annotation, molecular function: 6-phosphogluconolactonase activity. Bases 1 to 810 code for a protein of 269 amino acids. Lineage: Eukaryota; Fungi; Basidiomycota; Ustilaginomycetes; Ustilaginales. Gene Ontology annotation, biological process: pentose-phosphate shunt; carbohydrate metabolic process.